Vitrella brassicaformis is the source of this 804-nucleotide messenger RNA. Lineage: Eukaryota; Vitrellaceae. The record is from the annotation of a GenBank genome assembly.
UGGAGUUCCCGAAGCUGACGACUGUGGUGGUGCCAUCGGACAAGGCCAACCUCAGCGGAUUCACUAAGGUCAGGGACAGACAGACAGAAUGAGACCGACCAGUCAUGUGUGUCUCCCUGUGUGUGUGGUGGGUGGGCAGGUGGCCUAUGUGUGUCGGUGGUCUCUGCCGAAUCUGACGACGUUGACGGUGACCGGCGGCUGCCGCCCUCAUCUCAGCCGCAGCGUGACGACCAUCACCCACUUCGGCAACCGGCACCACACCGAUGUGGCCUAUGAGGACGCCAGCCGCAUACUCGAAAGCAGCACAGCCGAACACAUCAACAGGGAGAAAUUUCGGUACGCAAUCACAACGCAUUCGAGACAGGCACACCGAUCUGUGUGUUCUCUGUCUGUCAGCGGUGAGACAUUGGGUGUGUAUGUGGGCGCCUGGAUGAACAACACUGAUAAGAUGGAAUCGGUUGAGGUCACCGACAUGCCGGUGGGUGAGGGAAGACACCACACAGAGUCCAUCCAUUCUCUCUGUCUGCUGUCCUCUCUUGACAGGUUGAUGUGCUGAAGUCCGCCCUGUCCAUUUCCCCCGACGGCGGGCUGCCCCACCUCAACCGCCUCACCGACACCAGCGGCCCAGAUGCCACCGACCAGACACUCCGCCAGCUCAGGGCACUUCUGCACAAGAAGGGGGCCCCCCUGGCAGAUCUGAUAGCGGUGCGGCAGAUGGCCGACGGUAGCGGUGGGGAUGACGGUGCUGAGGGUGAGGGCAGCGGACAGAAGCGGGCGUAUGCGGAUCGCUGCCACAGCCCUUAG